AUGUAUAGCAUUAUUAAAUUAAAAAAUUUUAAACCUGUUUCAACACAUUUAUCAUCAAGAUUUUUUUCAACGAUUGUUGAAGAGCCUAUUAAAAAAUCGAUUGUUGAAAAGUUAACAAACAAAUUCACACCAAGCCACCUCGAAGUUAUAAAUGAAAGUUAUAUGCAUUCAGUACCACGUGGUUCAGAAACUCAUUUUAAAGUAAUUAUAGUCAGCAAUGAAUUUGAUGGAAAAACAAUGAUUUCGCAACAUAGAUCAAUAAAUGAAACAUUAAAGGACGAAUUUAAAAAUGGUGUUCAUGCUUUAAGUAUUCAUUCUACAACACCUUUAAAAUGGGAAAUGGAUCAAUCUGUAAACAAAUCCCCAGGUUGUAUGGGUGGUAGCAAAAAAGAAAAAGAGAAAAAAAAUAAUAAUAAUUAA
Dictyostelium purpureum is the source of this 420-nucleotide messenger RNA. RefSeq lists its product as uncharacterized. The transcript has a single exon. The record is from RefSeq and is a predicted model, not a curated record. The coding region runs from base 1 to 420 and encodes 139 amino acids. Lineage: Eukaryota; Evosea; Eumycetozoa; Dictyosteliales; Dictyosteliaceae. Gene Ontology annotation, cellular component: mitochondrion.